UGUGUGUGUGUGUGCUGGCAGGGGGUUACAGAUCCACCUGUUGCUGCUGUAGGGGCAAACACAGGUGGGUGCCAGGUAAACUUCGCGGUAUUUACAGAGCGGCAUUGAUUUACGCGCUGACGACCGUCCUGUUCAAUUUACUGAAAAAAUCCCACAAGCUGCAGAAUAUCCUGGAAACUGGGGGGGGGGGGGGGGGGUAUAGGUCUGCCGUUUUGAGCAAACAGUGAAACCAAUGGCUUUGGCGCUGCGGAGUCACAUGGUGACAGAGUGACACACCUGCGUGGAGCAGCGAGGGCCCUCACAGUUGCGCCAGAGACAGGUAGAGCAGAAGGUCCACGCCGAGGCAGGACGCACACUAUACGGUACAUGUGCGGGUCCUCGGGAAGCCAUGAAUCGGGAAGAUCAUUAUUACCCGUCUCAGGUUUUUAAAGACUCCUGUGCCUUCCAGAGAUCACAGGUGGAGGACUACAGCCACAGCCCGCCGCCCUGCCUCUACAUGAGCAGGCAGGUGCACUCUGUCUACACACCGCCGUCCAUGGGAGCCUUGGAGCAGGCCAGCCUUCCUGACAUACCCUCUUACAGUUUACCCAUGCGGGAGGAUCCAGGUGUGCCUCAGCUCCACCAUCCUCAGGGGCUCCAGCAGCAGCCUCUCCCGCCCGCUGCAGGCUAUGGAGACACGGGGGGACAGAGCAGAUAUAACCUCCCUUUCCCCUGGAUGAAAACCACUAAAUCUCACUCACACACCUGGAAGGGACAGUGGGCAGGACCGUACGUGAUGGCGGAGACCGAGGAAAACAAGCGCACGAGGACGGCCUACACGCGCGCCCAGCUGCUGGAGCUCGAGAAGGAGUUCCUGUUCAACCGGUACAUCUCGAGACCGCGCCGCGUGGAGCUGGCGCUGACCCUGAGCCUCACCGAGAGACACAUCAAGAUCUGGUUCCAGAACCGGCGCAUGAAGUGGAAGAAGGAGGAGGACCGGAGGAGGGCGAGGGGGGCCGACCCGGACCAAGACUCCUCCAUCACCUCUGGAGACCAGGGGGAGGCCGCGGGAGGGGUCUCCUCCACCAACGGACCUCACACCACCUCCCCCCCUGUGUCCCCGCUGCACGGUCACUCCCUCUCCGCUCCUGGGUCCAGAGAGCCAGCGUAGACCCGCAGGAGGGGUCUCUAAAGACUGGAACUUAAACUCUUUAAAAUCCAAGUUUUUAUAAAUCAGCCCCACCCGAGAGGAUUUCUAUUUUUAGGAAGCAUAAGAUUCAGAAUUAGGGCGAUAAUGGAUAGUUAAGGGUGUGAGAUGGCAUUUAACACAUGGUGCUAAUUUUCCAGGGACCCCCCUCAACUCUCUCUCAAGGACAACCUUAGACCUCCUUAUUGGAUACCACUGCCUGUCAUUUACUGGACUGAACGGACACUUCUGCAUCCCACCAAGCGUUGAGGUGUUUUGGGCGCCAGAUGGCAUCCUGAGACAACCAAAUCAUGCAAGGGACCCCCCCCCCAUUAUUAGAGACAGCAACGUGGAUUCAGGUGUUGCAGGGUCUGAUCACGUUUUACAGUGCAUUAUUUUUCACCUCAGACCUGUGAGUAGCACACAGCCAAGUUUAUAAAUGUAUAUAUGUGUAGUAUGACUGUAUUGUCCGGAUGUCCACGUGUACAUAUAUCAUGUAAAGUCUUAAAUUAGAAUCAAUGAUACACAUAUUUUAUUGUUUGAAGAAUUCAUUGUACAGUAUGAUGGAUGAAUAACUAAAUUUGGAAUAAAUCAGAUAUCAAAGCCUAAA
Morone saxatilis (striped sea-bass) is the source of this 1775-nucleotide messenger RNA. It is a transcript of the gene pdx1, whose product is annotated as pancreatic and duodenal homeobox 1. Gene Ontology annotation, cellular component: nucleus. Gene Ontology annotation, molecular function: DNA-binding transcription factor activity, RNA polymerase II-specific; RNA polymerase II cis-regulatory region sequence-specific DNA binding. Lineage: Eukaryota; Metazoa; Chordata; Actinopteri; Moronidae. Bases 389 to 1150 code for a protein of 253 amino acids. The transcript is spliced from 2 exons. Gene Ontology annotation, biological process: type B pancreatic cell differentiation; regulation of transcription by RNA polymerase II. The record is from RefSeq and is a predicted model, not a curated record.